AUCCGACACCGCCGCAGCGGCAGACGGAGUGAAGCCGUCCCUCCCUCCCCCCUUCCGCGCCUCCACACGCUCCCCUUCCCAUGGCGCUCGCGCUGCGCUGCCCCGCCGCCACCUCCUCCAGGAGCCCCUUCCUGCCCUCCUCCUCUCCGGUCCCGCCGGCGAGGGUCCCGAGGAGGCCGCCCGCCACCUUCAGGUGCAACUACUACUACGGCGACGGCGGCGGGUUCCGCAAGAACUACGACCACAUCCCCAAGCAGUUCCGCGAGGAGAACCUCAAGGAUGGACUGAUGGAUAAUUACAAGAAUGUUCCUCAAUUCCUUUAUGGAUUAAGUCCUGCUCAGAUGGAAAUGUUUAUGAACGAUGAUAAUCCUUAUAAUCGGCAAUCCCAGAAAGUCACCGAGGAAAGCGUUUCUGCUGCUCGGAGUUACGAGGAAUUUGGUAUGUACACGUUGUCAGGCAUGCAUGAGGGCCCUGCAAGUUACAGCAUGGGCAUGGGCAUGGGGGGCAGCAUGAGCAUGAGCAUGGGCAUGGGCAGAGGUGGGAGAGGAUAUAGAAGAAUGAGAAGCUCUGCUCCAGAUCUGCCUUCAUUGUUACUGGACUCUCGAAUUAUAUUUCUUGGAAUGCCUAUUGUUCCAGCAGUAACUGAGCUUAUUGCUGCUCAAUUUCUGUGGCUAGAUUAUGAUGACCGCACAAAACCCAUCUAUCUAUAUAUAAACUCCACUGGAACUAUGGACGAAAAUAAUGAGCUUGUUGCAUCUGAAACUGAUGCUUAUGCAAUUGCUGACUUUAUCAAUCGAAGCAAAUCCAAGGUUUACACAAUCAAUCUUAGCAUGGCCUAUGGUCAGGCUGCAAUGCUUCUUUCCCUUGGUUUCAAGGGCAAAAGAGGAGUGCUGCCAAAUUCAAUCACUAAAUUGCACCUCCCUAAGGUCCACAAAUCUGGUGGAGCCGCCAUUGAUAUGUGGAUUAAGGCAAAAGAGUUGGAUACAAACACAGAUUACUACCUCGAUCUAUUGUCAAAGGGAGUCGGUAAACCAAAGGAAGAGCUCGCCGAAUUCCUUAAGGGCCCAAGGUACUUCCGUGCACAAGAGGCCAUCGAUUAUGGACUUGCUGAUACAAUCUUGCACUCAUUGGAUGGUUCUUUCAAGCCAAAGGAUCUGACUGCGCAGCUGGCCAAAGCACAGGCGAUGCGGCAAUCAGGUAAGCGUGCAGCAGCUGGAGCUGGGAGAUGGUCAACUCCAACUGCACCCCGGUAGAUUAGGUUAAGUUUCAUCAGGACGGUAUGCUCGUCUUGAUGAUAGUGUGGUUCUGCUAUACAAAGAAGCCAGCCUCUUGUAUACAUGCAAAUAAUCAUUUCCAUGGGGCUCGGAAUUAGAUGCUGGAUAGUGAAAUUAUCUAAACUGUAGCAUAAGUUGUGAUGUGUGUCAUGUACGUGUAAUUUUGGUUACACUCAGCCCACAGCUAUUGUAUCCCGAUAGAUUUCAUUCCACCAGUGGAAAUGAUAGCCUAUGUGAAUUACAACCAA
Molecule: messenger RNA, 1522 nt
Organism: Setaria italica (foxtail millet)
Lineage: Eukaryota; Viridiplantae; Streptophyta; Magnoliopsida; Poales; Poaceae
Product: ATP-dependent Clp protease proteolytic subunit-related protein 1, chloroplastic
Exons: 9
Coding region: 81-1253 (390 amino acids)
Biological process (GO): protein quality control for misfolded or incompletely synthesized proteins
Cellular component (GO): endopeptidase Clp complex
Molecular function (GO): serine-type endopeptidase activity; ATPase binding; ATP-dependent peptidase activity
Source: RefSeq, a predicted model, not a curated record